ACAGGACUGGGACUCGGGGUAUAAUGUUACAUAAUGUAGGUAGAUACAAAGAGAGCAAGGCCACAUUACUUUUCAUGUUUUUUAAACCGUUCGCCAUACGCUUUGUUGUUAUAUUUAUAGACGUUGGUUUUUUCUUUGUUGUAGCCCUUUUAUGAGGGACCCCAGAGGUACGACAGAAUUAAUAAAUCUGCAUCCUUCUGCGAUUGAGGGAGAGGGUUUCGAGGACGUUAGAUAUCGAAGUUAAUUUGCCAAAGUAUUAAUAACGUGUUGUUUUAAUUAAAUUAAGAAAGGGAUCGCAAGAUCCAUGAGGGGGACUUGGCGAAGCAGAAGAAGCGGUACAGCCGCGACAUCCGGCAGAUGCGUAAGGACAUCACGACGAAGCGCACCGAGCUUGGCGUGGCGGUGUAUGGCGACAAGCAGUUCCUGCGCAAUGCCUUCCAGGAGCACCGCCGGCUGCAGCUUACCUACAUGAACAGCCAAGCUGACAAAGUUGUAGAGAGUAUACACCAAGAAAACUUCAACAAGAGGAAACAACUUGACAGAAUUAGAUAUACUAAGAAGAAGAAAAUGGAAAAGUUUCGUCUAACGCAGCUUCAGUCAGCGGAAUUGCGUGAUCGGCUGUUGUACGAAGUUGGCGGGAAGCUACCCGCGGAGAUAAAAGAGCAAACAGUGGCCAAUUAUGUGCAACGCGCCAACAUUAAGAAGAACGCAGCUCUUGCAAUCAAAGUCAUGUACAAGAAAAUCCUAGAUAUACUUAAAAAGGACUCGUCAUACUUCACCGUAGUGUUGGAAGCGUUGAAGCUGGACUGCCGCACGCAGGGCAAGUGCCUGAUGGGCGCCACCGAGAUGGGGCAGCUCGCCAUGGAGUACCUUGACGACCGCAAGUACGAGUUUAACAAACUGGAGAAAGAAAUCAAAGCCAACAUGAAGGAGAGGCAGAGAACACUUAAACUAGUCCGAAGAGAAGUCGCCUAUUUGACUGACUCAUUCCCAAACUUGAUACGGAAGGAGGAAGCCACUAACUUGGAUGACUUGUACGAGGACGAUGACGCUCAGAGCCACCACUCCGUGCACUGGGAGCUGGAAGAAGUCAUGGGCAUUUGCAAGCGUCUGCAGAAAGCAACCCUCGUGUCGUCGUUUGACCAGAUACUAUUAAGGCUGAAGGAGCAAACGUAUCAAACGGAACGGCUAAUGAUGCAGCUGCGGCUGAACAGCAUGAAGCGCAACGCUCUGCUCGAGAACCGCAAGCACGGCACACUCAUGCUCGACAUGCUGAAGAACGUCGGCCAGGAGAACACUAAACUAUACGUGGAAGAAAAAAAUCUUCUAAGGGCUCAGUUAGAUGCAGAACAACGCGAAGAGGCUGCGCUCAGCCGCUCCUUGAACGAGAAAGGGCAGCUCAUUAUAAAGAUGAAGACAUCCCUUCAACAGAUCAAUCAGCUGCUGUCCAGUGUCGGUGCCCCUAACGCGCCGCGUCCGUUCGGUGGCGCGCCGCCGGCGGCCCAGUAUCAGCUCGACGACUACAUACAACCUGUGGCCGAGGUGGAGGCGGACUUCGACAAGCUGCUGGCGACGGCGAAGCAGAAGAUCAACGUGCUGGUGGGUGCGCUGGCCAAGAUGGACGUGUCGCGCGAGGACCGCCUGGCCGCCAACCUCUUCUACCACAACAUCCUGGCGCGCUUCAUGCGCGACAACUACAAGGAGGAAGUAGUCGCCGAAGGAGGACUGAUCGAGUUCGAAAUGGAUGACCCCAAUGUGCCAGGACACGCCACUAUCAAACUCCGCAGCAAGCAGCUGGUUGAGGCCCAGGUCAGCGAGUUCGACGUGCCCGACGCCAAGAAGUGAACACUGUGAACUGAUACUACCAACCACAUUAAGACUUUAAAUUCUUUAAUAUCCUUACUUUAGUUUCACUUCGAAAAUCCGGCACUUAUAUUUAACUAGCCAAAUUCAUUUAUGUCAACCCUUCAAGUGGCUUCAGCGAAAACGCGAAAAGUAGUCAAGUGGCGCCGCGGAUUUGUACAAGAACAGUCAAGUGGCGGGGCCCUGUUCGAAAUUGACGAUUUAAGUAUCCUUGUUUCAAAGUACAUGGUUAAAUACAAAGUCGUAUAUCGUUGGAAUUAGCGUUAAAUAGGAUAUUAAGAAGUAACAAUAAAAUGGUGUCUAUAUUUAAGGAAGGGUCAAUGUUUUCCAGUGUAGUUGUAUUAAAUUACUACCACCACAAAAAAUAUGAUUCUAGAGGUAAUUGCUAUAAAAUUUUAAAGUACGACUUUUACUUCUAAAUUAAAUCAUUAGAAAUUAAACUAACAGACGAUUUUUUUACACUCCAUCCUCUUUAAAAUAAAAAGAAACUCGGACUAGGCGGUUGCUCCCGAAUGAACGGUCAAAAAUACCAAGUGUUAUACUUUUCUACCUACUUUCGGGCACGAGAAGAGCGUAACUAUAUACUUAAAAGCGUUAUUUUCGGCUCUCAAUGCGACAACACUAGUGGCCGACAGUCUACUGGUUUUGAGACCAUUCACGGGUUGAACGCCGUUUGAAGGAAUAAGACGAUAUGGACAAUACUCGACGGCCCGACCUGGAAACGAACAACUUUGAUAGUCAAAUUAAAUUGAUGCAAAAGUCGAUUGAUAUUAUUUCUCCGCUGUCAGGGACGCAAUUGAUGUCUCUCGAGUAAAUUCUGAGGGAUUUAGAAAAAUAACUAUUUAAAGGUAUUUAGGGAACUAUUUUAUAUUAUUACUGUUAAAUUUUGUCAAUCAUGGUCAUUCCUUUGUGCGACUAAAUAACAUCGUUGAAAUUUUUAGUUUAAUUUCGAAUCAUUCGUUUUGUACCUAUGCAAACACAACUGUCUCUGUUGCACUACGUACAGAAGAGUGAUAAAAAGAGAGAUAAUUAUGCUAAGCUACAGAGCGUCAACGAUUGGCAUCUUGUCUACACACCCUGGAUUUUUAAAGUGAGAAAUCCUCGUAUGAUCGUUAUUGUACUGUGUCGCUCAGAGUGGAAAUAGGAUCUCUGCUUUAACUUCAUGAGAGGGAGCCUAGCCAAGAUCUUCUUCAAAAUGAAACGAAACGUUAUUAUUUCCAUUUUCCAUACAUUAUUUACACUUAGGGUUCCGUUUCGUUUUCUGCAUACGAUUGUCAUCUUGGCUAAGCCUCCUGGUCGGUUUGUAAUACUAAUUCUUGUUCCUUUAUUGUUUACACGACGAGAAACCGUCUCGUUUAAGUUACUCACUCAUAUGAUAACAUAGGUUCUAGCCUAACGUUGCAUUAAACUAAGGGCUUUCUACAUAUUAUAUCUUCAAAUAUUACGUUUGAGUAGUAGCCAAAUCUCUAGGAGUGCCGGAAAUUGGAAGUAUAGCUAUACCAUUUAUUAUAACAUGUAAACACAUCACAACACGUACAGUUACAUGACACAAGUUUAAUUUAGCCGAUAAUUCCGCCCGUUUAAAUGUAUCAUUAUAUGAACGCCGUAGUGAAACAUCACAUCAUGUAGCAAUUAGUUUUCCUACAAAUUUGCCUACAAUGGAAUAUCCGGAACUAGUAUCUACUCGUUGUAAAUGCUCGCACUUGUAUACAUUACGUACAAAUGUGAGGCAUCAAGAAUGUAUAUUACUAUAUUGAUGUGAUGAUGAGUAGAUUAAUCGGUUACAUGUUCUACAAUACUGAAAAUCCACUUGACGAAUGUAAUCAGUUCCCCUUAACACCAGUUUCGAUGUUUUCAUAUAUGAAAUAAAAAGUAUUUUUAAUCACCUUAA
Messenger RNA from Cydia pomonella (codling moth), 3754 nucleotides. RefSeq lists its product as uncharacterized. The transcript has 11 exons. NCBI's taxonomy places the organism in Eukaryota, Metazoa, Arthropoda, Insecta, Lepidoptera, Tortricidae. The coding region runs from base 358 to 1845 and encodes 495 amino acids. Gene Ontology annotation, cellular component: cilium. Gene Ontology annotation, biological process: outer dynein arm assembly; cilium movement. The record is from RefSeq and is a predicted model, not a curated record.